CCCUUAUAUUACAUUGCUUCUACUUAAAGCUACGCAACUCAAGUGUUUGGACUCAAAGUGAAUAAAAAAUGGCGUCGUUAAAGUUAUCGGAACUUCUCACAAAUUCCGACGGAAUUGCGAUCGUCGACGGCGGACUUGCGACGGAACUUGAGCGUCAUGGCGCCGAUCUCAACGAUCCUCUUUGGAGCGCCAAAUGUCUCCUCACUUCUCCUCACCUCGUUCGUCAGGUUCACCUUGACUACCUUGAAGCUGGUGCUGAUAUCAUUAUAUCUGCAUCAUAUCAGGCGACCAUCCAAGGAUUUAGAGCCAAAGGGUUAUCACAAGAAGAGAGUGAAGCUUUGCUUAGGAAAAGUGUUGAUAUUGCCUGUGAGGCACGUGACUUAUAUUAUGAAGAAUGUUCUAGAACUUCAGUGGAGGAUAGAGAUGAUAACAAGAUCCUAAAAUAUAGGCCCAUCUUGGUUGCAGCAUCAGUUGGAAGUUAUGGUGCUUAUUUGGCUGAUGGUUCUGAGUAUAGUGGGAACUAUGGUAAUACAGCGAAUCUGGACUACUUAAAAGACUUUCAUCGGAGACGAGUUCAGGUUUUGGCUGAGUCAGGUGCCGACCUAAUAGCAUUUGAAACAAUUCCAAACAAAUUAGAAGCACAGGCUUAUGCAGAACUCCUUGAUGAGGAAAAUAUAAAUGUUCCAGCAUGGUUUACUUUCAAUUCGAAGGAUGGUGAGAAUGUGGUGAGUGGUGAUUCCUUGCUUGAGUGUGCAUCAAUUGCUGAGGCGAGCAAGAAGGUUGUUGCUGUUGGCAUUAAUUGUACCCCUCCUAGGUUUAUUCAAGGACUGAUUUUGUCAAUGAAAAAGGUGACAACCAAGCCAAUUAUUAUAUAUCCAAACAGUGGUGAAACCUAUGAUCCCAUCAUAAAGGAGUGGGUGCAAAAUACAGGGGUUCAGGAUGAAGAUUUCAUUUCUUUUGUGAAUAAUUGGUGGAAGGCAGGGGCGUCUCUAUUUGGCGGUUGCUGUAGAACUACUCCAAAGACUAUUAGUGGCAUUUACAGGACUUUAGCGAAGCGCUCAGUGCCUCCAGGUUAACACUUAGUGAUACUCUCGAGUUGUAAAAGACUAAUGCUAGACGUAGAGCUUGGGGAUUCCUUUUUCUCUGAGGCUCCGCUAAGCUCUUUUUUUUUUUUUUUUGCUGUAAGUCCCCUUCAUAUCUUCUGUAUACUUAAAUGCAGGGGGUUUCUGCGCAAAGACAAUUUGCAUACUGACAGUAAGUGAUAUUGUGAAUAGCUCCAACAUAAUGACUUUUA
Molecule: messenger RNA, 1294 nt
Organism: Beta vulgaris subsp. vulgaris (sugar beet)
Lineage: Eukaryota; Viridiplantae; Streptophyta; Magnoliopsida; Caryophyllales; Amaranthaceae
Product: selenocysteine Se-methyltransferase
Exons: 7
Coding region: 69-1076 (335 amino acids)
Biological process (GO): S-methylmethionine cycle
Molecular function (GO): S-adenosylmethionine-homocysteine S-methyltransferase activity; zinc ion binding
Source: RefSeq, a predicted model, not a curated record